This is a messenger RNA of Mya arenaria, 1334 nucleotides long. RefSeq lists its product as uncharacterized. Bases 330 to 1031 code for a protein of 233 amino acids. NCBI's taxonomy places the organism in Eukaryota, Metazoa, Mollusca, Bivalvia, Myida, Myidae. The record is from RefSeq and is a predicted model, not a curated record. The transcript is spliced from 3 exons.
AUCAGCGCUCACUGCACUUGCAAAGCUGGGUAUGUACUUUUUAAGUUUAUGAUUGUAUAUUUUUCUUGGUGGCUUAUACAAUUUAGUAAGACAAAAAUAAACAUUAAUUAAUGAGAAUAAAUUUUAUUAUUAAACCAGUUAUUGAACCAGGCAUCAAGUUAAUGCCAGGGUGUCAAUAUAAAUGGGGAAUCAUGAAGGUUGAAGUACCUUAAAUGUACCGACUAUUUCAAAAAUAUGCUUGAAAAGCAUUGUCAAUUUAUUUCAAGUAUUAUAAAAAAAAAUUCAGAUUGGGUGAAGCUUGUAGUCACAUUGCUGCUUUGCUGUUCAAGAUGAUGUCUGCAGCAUUGUAUGGCCUCAAUGAAAAGUCAAGGACAAGUGUCUCCUGUGCUUGGAACCAGUUUUAUAGGAAAAAGGUGCAGCCAAAACCUUUGGACAUGAUUAAUUUCGACAACCCAAAACCUCUCCGGAAGAAGCGCCGUCGAAGAGUCCUUUCCACUUCUGUCGAGAACGAUGAUGGGUUUGACGCAGCCGAGGCACUCCGCAGUCUAAAGCGCAUUUGCCCUUCCGCAUGUAUCCUGACUAAAGGCGACUCUGAUACUGACACUGCAUCAGAAGAUGAAGACUUACCACCAGUGCUGAGCAGAUUCCAUGAGGUGAAACAUGAGUCACUGAGCCCUACAGACCUAGAAGACAAAUGUCAGCGAUUUGUUCGUGACUUUCAAGUACUACCCCAACAGGUCAUGAAUCUCGAGGCGAUGACAAAGGGCCAACAAGACAGUGUUCUGUGGCAACGACAGAGAAGGGGGCGAAUAACAGCCACAACAGCACAUGAUGUUCUGACCUUAAAGCAAGCAACAACAAAGUCAAAUUUGCUGAAGAAAAUAAUGAAGUACCAUGAGUGUGACCUUUCACGUCUUGAUGCCGUUAAGUUUGGCAGACAGCACGAAGAAACAGCAAGAUCAAUGUAUAGUGAUAAAAUGAGGCAAAGUCAUGAACACUUUAAUGUAUCUGAUUGUGUUUUUUUUUGUUGACAGCACAUUCCCAUUGUUUGCAGCUACACCCGAUAGACUCAGGGAAUGUUCAUGUCAUGGCAAGGGGCUUGUAGAGAUCAAGUGCUCAUACAAACAUAGAGACUCAAAAAUAGAAGACAUUAAGGAUCAGACUUUCUUCCUUAAUAGUGACAAUAAACUGAAAACUAACCACCGCUACUAUUCACAAAUUCAGUUUCAACUGUAUGUUUCUGGGAAGACAUUUUGGAAUUUCUAUAGUUGGAAACUCGGGUGAUGAUUUUAUCAUGAAUAUUCGUUUAAAAUAAGUAAACACUUAAAGUGCAC